This is a messenger RNA of Oryza brachyantha (malo sina), 1169 nucleotides long. Its product is annotated as translation initiation factor IF-2-like. Lineage: Eukaryota; Viridiplantae; Streptophyta; Magnoliopsida; Poales; Poaceae. The record is from RefSeq and is a predicted model, not a curated record. The transcript has a single exon. The coding region runs from base 260 to 1075 and encodes 271 amino acids.
AAUUGUUAAGACCCACUGCAUAAAGACUAGUACAAGACAAAUGCAAGUAUUAAACACAAAAGGCCACAGAGAAAGCCACCAAAAUUGAGGCUAUAUAUAAAGCUCACAUCCACCUCACCCCCAACCAAAGAGAAGAUUUGAAGCAGUUCUCUUCUCACACUUCACUCCUCACUCUCUUCCAAGCCUCUCUUCUUCCAAAGCCCUCACAGGCAAGAACCGCCGCGCGCCGGCGAAGCCACGCCGUGUACAAUACAGUGCUAUGGCUGCCGCCGGAGCAGCGUUGCGGCUGCGACUCCUCUACCGGAUGCUGCGCGUGGGCGAGCUGCUUGCGUUGGUAGUGUUCUUGUCGUGGUCUUCUUCCCGCGUGCCGGCCGCCGCCGCCGCCGUGGUGAGGCUCGCCGGGUCGCUUCUGCUCAACGCCCGGUUCGUGUUCGUCCUUGGCAACGCCAUCGUGCUCCUGCUCCUCGCGCUCUCCAGGCACGACCUCUCCAUCUCUUCCUCCAACCAAGCUGCCACCGCCGCCGCCGCCGUCUCCUGCGACAGUGGCGCCUGCCCCAUGCCAGCGUCGACAGCACCACCCGCCGCCUGCAGCUUCCCUGCGUUCAUCGUCCCGCAGCCGUCACCGCCGCCGCCUCACGUCCCCGAGGCCCCGGCAGCAACAGCGCCUCUGGCGCCCGUGGUCCCCUGCGCCCCGUCGUCGGCAAAGGCCGCGGCGGCGGCGGCGGUGUUCGAGGACAAGCAGACGGUGCGCGUCAACAAGGCCCGCGCACCGAGGCGGAGCAGGUCGGAGAAGAUGAGCCCGCGCGGCGCGUUCCGGCGGGCGGCGUCGCCGGAGCUGCGGCGUUCGGAAUCGGACAACGGGCGCAGGCGGCGGUCGUCCGUGACGGCGCGCGACGCGGAGGCGGUGAGCUGGGGCGCGGACGACGCGGAGGAGUUCCGGCGGACGGUGGAGGCGUUCAUCGCCAAGCAAACGAGGUUCCACCGCGAGGAGUCGAUGACCAUGUCCAUCGUCACCGGCGUCGGCCACGGCGAGGUCGCGCCGGCCAUCACCGGAGCCCUUGCGGUUGUCGAAUAAGUUGGCCCACCUGUCAGUGAAAAAAAACCUGUGCAAAGUACAUAAAUGGAGAAUUGAAGCUCUCCUUGGCUUACUAGCAGCAAGCUUGUGUGCA